UAAGAUCCAACUGGCAACACUGGGUCUAUGGCUUGAUUUGAUCUUGAUGCAUCGUUCGAUAAAAAUGAAAACAAUAUUACUAAUUUGCAUACAAUUAUUACAAUUACAAUACAUUGUGGCGUGAUCUCUGAGUCGGGGCGCGAGCUGUCAGCACAAACCAAAGAACAUAAAUAUUGAACAUGCGGUGCUGUGUGCCUUUCUGCAGGAACACUGCAGGCAAUGUUCGUACAGCAGAGGGCAUGGGCAAGGACCAGGGGAUUACUUUUCACGGUUUUCCUAAUGAAGCAUGUCUACGUGCAACUUGGCUCAGAGCCCUCGGCAAACAAGACACUCACCUGCCAGACUCUGCUGUGAUCUGCUCUCAGCAUUUUUUAAGUGAUGACUUCAGUGAGACAGAAAGUGGCUCAAGGCAGAUUGUUCCUGGCGCCAUUCCUUCAACAGUGCUGGUAUGCACAAUGUGCCUGGACAGUGGCAGCAAGCAGUUGCUAAUGAGUAAAUACAAGUUGGAUGAAGCAUACCAAGAGUUUGUUGGUCUUCCUUUGUGUGAUCAAGGGAACCUGCAACAAACACUUUGUGUACAAUGUGCUCACAGACUGAUAAACAUCAUCAGAUUUAGAGACGACAGCUUGAGAACCCGCUCACUGAUGAAGGACUUAGUUGAGAAACAUAAAGUUAUAACAAACCAACAUAUAGAAAUAAUAAACCGAGACAAAGUACUUGUAAAAAGGAAAUUCGUGAUUACAUCCCUAGGACCAGACCACUGUGACUUACACAUUGUAGAAGAGCAAGAUGAAGACAAACAGACAGAAUCAGUAGAGACACAGACUGGACACAGUGGUGAUGACACAGUUGUUGUAAAAAUUGAACCCAGUCUUGAUUCUAUGUUUGAUGAUACAAACAUGGAAGUGAAAAAGGAAUAUGAUGAAGUUGUAGUACCUCACGGACAAGUAUCUGACAAAGGCGCAGUGUUUGUUGAAGUUCCAACUUUGUUGAAGUGUGAAAACAUUCCUUAUGAGUGUACAAUUUGUGUAGAGGAUUUUCUCUGUGAAGAAGAUUACAUUGCUCAUAUGCAUGUGCAUCUUCAGAACAGCGAUGCUGAUAGCAAAUGUGUGACGUCCCAAGUGUGUGAGCCUCGUACAGCUGUGAGCUCUGGCUGGCACUCGGCGCACCUCAUUGAGCACAAUUCUGCAGUUCAGAGCCUGGCUGAUGACUGUCACUCUUCAACACACUUGGCUCAACCUUUCAGUAUUCCUUUGCCUGUGAGAGCUGCACCUAAAGAAGGCGAUAGGUUUAAUAAAGGUGUAAGAAAGCGUACUAUAAAUGACAGCAACAAAGCAAAGACAGACAUUAAUUCUCACACUGGUGAAAAAAAGAAGCCUUUUUCUUGUAACUUGUGCAAGUACAAAAGUGCUCAAAAAGAGCACUUAGUGCGUCAUAUGCGAUCUCACACUGGUGAGAAGCCUUAUUCUUGUAACUUGUGCGAGUACAAAUGUUCUCGAAAAGAGCACUUGACGAAACAUAUGAGAUCUCACACUGGUGAGAAGCCUUAUUCUUGUAACCUAUGCGAGUACAAAUGUGUACAAAAAAUCGAUUUAGUGUAUCAUAUGCGAACUCACACUGGUGAGAAGCCUUAUUCUUGUAAUAUAUGCGAAUACAAAAGUGCUAGAAAAAGUGGCUUAGUGAAACAUAUGCGAUCUCACACUGGUGAGAAGCCUUAUUCUUGUAACUUGUGCGAGUACAAAUGUGCUCGAAAAGAGCACUUAGUGAAUCAUAUGCGAAAUCACACCGGUGAGAAGCCUUAUUCUUGUCACUUAUGCGAUUAUAAAAGUUCUCAAAAACACCACUUUGCGUGUCAUAUGCGAACUCACACUGGUGAGAAGCCUUAUUUUUGUACACUAUGUGAGUUUAAAUGUGCAUCAAACUGUAGCCUAGUGAACCAUAUGCAAACUCACAACAGUGAGAAGCCUUAUUCUUGCAACAAAUGUGAAUACAAAUGCAAAGUUAAGCGUUCUCUCCAACUGCACAUGCGCAAGCACGCUGGCGACACUGUAACACACACCCACACACUGGCGGGGUCAACAACAACACAUGUGUAAUUCUGUGUGUGUUCUUUACUCGUUACUUAUUAAUAAAACAAUAUUUUUUUUUCGGUUUUAUUUUAUGUAACAUAUAUAUUAAUAUUUAAAUUUUAAUAUAAAUAUUUAAAUUACACUUUCAACACUGAAUACUAAUUAUAAUGGAGAAUGUUACUGGGUAUGCAAAAUCACUUGAAACUUUCUUACAAUAAAGCUUUAAAUACA
Bicyclus anynana (squinting bush brown) is the source of this 2300-nucleotide messenger RNA. Its product is annotated as gastrula zinc finger protein XlCGF57.1-like. Gene Ontology annotation, molecular function: zinc ion binding; DNA-binding transcription factor activity, RNA polymerase II-specific; RNA polymerase II transcription regulatory region sequence-specific DNA binding. Gene Ontology annotation, cellular component: nucleus. The record is from RefSeq and is a predicted model, not a curated record. Gene Ontology annotation, biological process: regulation of transcription by RNA polymerase II. The transcript has 8 exons. Lineage: Eukaryota; Metazoa; Arthropoda; Insecta; Lepidoptera; Nymphalidae. The coding region runs from base 180 to 2096 and encodes 638 amino acids.